This is a messenger RNA of Pangasianodon hypophthalmus (striped catfish), 6050 nucleotides long. It is a transcript of the gene cgnl1, whose product is annotated as cingulin-like 1. The transcript has 19 exons. Gene Ontology annotation, cellular component: myosin complex. The coding region runs from base 210 to 4178 and encodes 1322 amino acids. The record is from RefSeq and is a predicted model, not a curated record. NCBI's taxonomy places the organism in Eukaryota, Metazoa, Chordata, Actinopteri, Siluriformes, Pangasiidae.
UAAGUGGAGCUGCCCCCGAAAGCAAAACACUAAGCAAUAAGUUUGACUUUGAGAAACUCAGUGGAGCAUGAGUUUCCUUUUGUGCUUUCCUUUUGCAGUAAUUAUCAUAAGCUGAUAAAGCCAGUGCGUGUUCCGCGUGUUAAAUAACUGCUGUCGAGGUGGGCCAUUUCCAGGGAGCAGGAUUUGAAAUCCUUCUCUCAGCAUUCUUGAUGGAGUCCUAUAAAGUCACUGGCCUUCCAAAUACUGGACCACAGUCGAGCUACACUCACCCUGCACGUGCAAGAGGCCAAAAUAACGGCAGCUAUGGCCUCAGUAUCAGGGUCCAAGGCAUAGACGGACACCCAUAUGUUGUUCUGAAUAAUCAAGACAGAGGGCUCAACCCUUACGCAGCCCCCAGCAACAAUAAUGGGUACAACGGCUCUGAAGGGUCCUUUAUUGAUAACUAUCAGGAAUAUGACUUCAGAGUACCCAGGGAAAAUCUCUCUGAAAACCCCUUUGCUGAAUACCGAGCCCAGCAUCAGAUUCCAUAUGUCAACCCUUACGAUGAUAUCUCUGAAUCCAAAGACACUCAGGCAAAGAAGCCGUCCACUCUGCUGAACUUUCAGAAGCAUCCAGAGAUCCUCAAGCCUUAUGACCCAGAGGGCAAUGCCCUUGGUAACUUCCACAGCAUUUCACCUCAGCCUCUUUCUGCUGCUGAGAGUAGAAAUACAUAUCCAGGGUCUCUGCCAAGAACAAUCUCCCCAGGUUCCAAAUCAUCCAAUCUAGAACAACCCAAAAGCACAGAUCCACCAGCACAGGACACAAGAAAAUGGUCUCAGCCACAGGCUCUUCCUCAAACAUUCCCAUCUAGAGUCCAGCCUCAAAAAGAAUCUUCUAAAAGCCAACCCCAGACUCAACCUCAGUCUCAAACUAAACCUCAAGUCCAAGCACAAUCCUCAAUUAAACCUCAAUCUCAGUCUCAAGCUCAGCCACUCUCUACCUUCCAGGUUCCCUCCCAGGCAUCCCAGCAUGCCCAACGGCUUCCAGUUCCUCAGGUAUCUUCUACCACCAGUGUUCCCAGUGAGCAGUCCUCCUACAGGACUCCAAGUACAACAAGCAGCACAAACUCCAGUCUGGAACGGAGGCACAGAGAGCCUGACAUACUUCCCUUACGAAGAACCGACUCCAGUGGCCCUGUGCUUCAGUCAUCACGCUCUCGUAAUUCUUCCAUAUCCUCUACCACUCCUACCAAGGAAGAACAGUUUGAGGCACUAUAUGGGGACAGCAUUAAUCGCCAUGAGAACCGACGCUAUAUCCCUUUCUUGCCUGGAACAGGCCGAGACAUUGACACAGGCUCCAUCCCAGGUGUAGAUGAGCUUAUCAGUAAGUUUGAUGGAAAAGAAGGCCAGCAGAGGCGAGGACGCACUGGUCGGAGGAAUCGUAUCAACCCAGAAGAUCGCAAACGUUCCCGUAGCGUGGAUAGCGCCUUGCCUUUUGGCCUGGAGGGAGACACAGAGUACCUGGAUGAGGUUAGCCGUAACCGAGGAAAGUCCUCUGAGCAUGUGCUCAGGCCCUCACAACUUCUGCAGAAGUCGCCCUUUUCCUCUGUUGGACGGAGGACAACCUACAGAGAUGUGGCACGGAUCAGCAGUGAACCAGCCUCUCCACAAGGAGCAAUGCCCAGUGCUACAGAUUCCAUCCUAGGCUAUAAGAAACCACUGAGUCGGCCCUCCAUUCUGCCUGUGGAGAACAAGGGAACAGAGGCCAAGGAACUAACACAAAGUGCUAAGACUGUGACCAGUGUGGCUACAACGUCUUUGUCUAGAACUGCUCCAAACUGCAGUCAGAAGACAAAUGAAAUGGUAGCUGAGACAACACCUGAUCUUCUGAAAGGCCAACAAGAGCUGUCACAGCAAACGCAUGAAGAGACUGCUAAGCAGAUCUUAUUUAAUUACCUCAAAGACGGGAGCAACGACAGUGACGACACCACCAAGAGGAAGGUCAACCUGGUCUUCGAAAAAAUCCAGACACUGAAGUCACGGGCCACAGGAAGCGUGCAAGGGGACAAAUCUCCAGACCUAUCAGCCCAGGCCAAAGCCCUGCAGGAGCGGAAGGCAGAACUGGAAAAAGAGGUCACAAGUCUCAGAAAGCAACUGGAGGAUGAAAACAAGAAACAAAAGGGGUUGAGUGAAGCACAGGAAAAGGCUGGAGCUGGCAUCAAGAAACUGCAAAAAGAGCUGGAAUUUAAUCAAGCUGAAUGUGACAAACUGCGGGACAAGCUGGCCAAAACGGAGGCUGACCUACGCACCACGCUGGAAGAGCUUUUCCAGGUGAAGAUGGAGAGAGAACAGUAUCAGACAGAGAUCAGGGACCUGCAGGACCAGCUCUCGGAGAUGCAUGACGAGCUGGAUGGAGCCAAACGCUUGCAAUCAGACAGUGCAGAGAGAGAGUCCAUGAUGGAGGAAUUCAUGCAGUUGAAGUUGGAUCUACAGGAAGCGGUGAUGGUGAAAGAGGAGCAGGAGGAGGUGCUGAGGAAGCGCGAGAGGGAGCUGACCGCUCUGAAGGGAGCGCUAAAGGAGGAGGUGUCCUCUCACGACCUGGAGGUGGAUAAACUAAAGGAACAAUAUGAAAAGGAGCUCCGUAAACUACAAGCGUCUUUGGAGGAAGCUAAGCAGAGUAACACAGCAGUAUCUAAAGAGAAGUCAGAGGUGGAGGCGGCGAAGGGGGCGGCAGAGAGCCAGGCAGGGCGGCUCUCUCAGGAGGUCGAGCGGCUGAAGAGGAGAGUGCAAGAGCUGGAGAACGAGGUGGCCAAACUCAACCGCAUCAUCGAUGAGGCCAAGCUGCAGGAGAGCAGGCUAGAGGAGAAAGCCAGACGUCUGGAGAAAGAGAAGAGGCAAGUUGAGGAGUCUUUCAGUGAGGUGAAGGAAGAAGAAGAAGAAAUGCGCCGCGCAAAUCGAGCGCUAACGACACGCUUGGAAGACGUGCAGAGAAACUUGACUAAACUGACCCAGGAGCACAGGGAUCUGGAGGAAUGUCUGAAGGAGGAAAAGAGUCAGAAGGAGCAGUUUAAAACCACAAAGAACGAGAUUGAGGAGGAGAGGAGACUGCUAGACAGGACUGUGGAAAAGCUGCAGAGGGAGAUGUGUGAGAUCGUGGAGGCAUCUCAGAGCUCCACGCAGGAGCUGCAGGAGCAGAUCGACACCUACAAGGAGAAGAACAGGAGAGAGCUGGCUGAGCUCCAGAGGCAGCUGCGAGACGGAGGUCUGGAGCUGGAGAAAUCUCGCAUCGCUGCCAAGUCUCUGCAGGAGGAGGUGGGCCAGUUGCAAGAAGACCUGCGGCUUUGUAAGAGAGAGAGAGACGAGGCAGAAGAGCGAGCAAAAGCUUUGCAGCAGAAGGUCUAUGAGCUGGAGCUGGAGGCAGACACCAAAGUGCAGAGUAACGACAAAGCCAGACAAAUCAAACUGUUAGAGGAGCAGAUAUCUCAUCUGGAGAUGGAACUGGAUGAGGAAAGACAGAAUGGGGACCUGCUGAUGGACAGAAUAGAUCGAAGCAGAGAACAGAUGGAGCAGUUAAGGAGUGAGCUGCUGCAGGAGAGAGCCAGCAAACAAGACUUGGAGUGUGAUAAGAUUGCCUUGGACAGACAGAAUAAGGACCUGAAGAGCAGAAUAUCUCAUCUGGAGAACUCGCAGAAGUCUACUAAAGAGGGGCUAGUGGCCCAGCUAGAGAGCCGUAUCCAGGAGCUUGAGGAGAGACUGGAAACAGAAGAAAGGGACCGUGCAAACCUGCAGCUGGUGAACCGUAGGUUGGAGCGUAAAGUGAAGGAGAUGGUGAUGCAGAUGGAUGAAGAGCAGCAUUCGCUACAGGAUCAGAAGGACCAGCUGAACCUGCGUCUGAAGGCUCUGAAGAGGCAGAUGGACGAGGCAGAGGAGGAGAUCGACCGACUGGAGCACAGCAAGAAGAAACUACAGAGGGAACUGGAGGAGCAGCAGGAGGCCAACGAGCAGCUCCAGAAUCAGCUCAAAGCAUUACGCAGUGAGAUGAGACGAAAGAGCAGCUCGGCUCCCCUCAUUAACAACCUGGAUGAGGAUGAAGAUGACGAUGAUGACAUCAGCACUGACGGAGAGACCUACUUCAGCUCGUCGUCAGGGUAUAAACGCUCCAGCAGUCAGGACGCUAUCAUCAACACGUUCUCUCUCUGAGUGAGGACUGAGAAAGUUUAUUCUACAGUACCUGUGUUUAAUGUAAUGUAAGUGCAUUUAUAAAGUAUCAAACUACAUCCUUUUGAAGCUGUGCCUAUUAAAUCAGCACUGUUAAAGUCAAAUGUUGGAUGAUGAUGAUGAUGAUGAUGAUCACAAGGAAGAUUUAAAGUGUGAAAUUCUGUAAUUUAUUAAUCACCAGGAAUAUGAAGUAAUGAAAUAUUGAAGGGCAGUAAAUACCACUGAACUUUGAAAUCUACUUGGGGGUUAUAUUACUCAUUUUUUUAUAUAAAAGUGUAUCAUACAGACAGUUCCUUGUUCUUAUACAACCGUCUUUUUUUUUGUUUGUUUUUAAUAAAGCAGUUUUAAUGUUACUUCUCUCUCCAAAUGGAAACUGUCUAAUGCUGCUCUGCCUCUUGUUUUUAUAUGUUAUUUUAUUUUUAUUAUUAAUCUUUUUUUUUUUUUUGCUUUUGCAGUUUCUUAUUAAUGACCUGUUAACCUCUUCAGAGUUCUGAGCUCCACUGCACACUCAUGCAACAUGUAAAAUAAUAAAAGCCCAUGAUGUGAACUGAGGUUUCUACAUAGUGUGUUAUGAAGUGGAAAGCAGGUUUGUUCCUGAGGCUAAAAAACAGUGUUAUGACUGUAUUAUAAACAACUCGACUCAUAUCUCACACAGUGUUUUUCAUAUUUGACAUCUUUUGCCUUUAUCUGUUUCUAUGGGAGCUUAAAAUCUGCAUUUGUGUUAAAGUAGUGGAUAUGUUUAGUGUUUUAGUUGUUUGAAUCAUUUGUCAAUUCAGCUCAAACAGCCAAUACAACAGUCCCAGUUAAGUUAGCUGGUGUGUGUGUGUGUGUGUGUGUGUGUGAUAAUAUGAAACUGUGGAGCGGUUGUACAUUAUGAAGCACAAUAUCCACCUCUUAUUCAUGAGCAAGAACAGAGAGAAAGAGAAACAGACAGAAAGCCUCAGAUUGAUGGCUCAGGUGUGCAGGUGGGAAUAAUGCUGUUAUGUUUGGAACAGUGAAGGAAUGUCAGAGUUUCAGAAUAGUUGUAAUCUUCAUGAGAGAUCUGUGUGAUUUAUUGAUUUAAUCUAGAGGUUCACUAGUUCAUUCAGCUUAUUAGGUCUUCGUGGGGUGAGAAGAGAGUUAGAAUAGAGAAGACACAACCCUCAGUAUUGCUGCGGCCCUGCAGGACUGAAGUCCGACACUCCCGGUUUAAACAAUGAAGGACUGGAAUGAACUUGAGCAACUUUUAUCAGUGAGCACGGUAAACUCUUCUGUUUGAUCUGGCUUGACUGUGGUCCACUAUACAGAUCCACUGCUAAAGCACUAAUGUGAUUUAUUAUGGGAGUCGUCCUCUGUCAGUUUUAUUACAUAUUUCUGUGUUGACAAUCAGCUUUAUUUUGCAAUACACUGAUUAUUUGCACUGUACAUUGUAUCUAGCCUUUUAUUUUUACUUCUGAGGCCUAAAGGAACAUUCCAUGUAAAAUUCCUAAUUUGUGAUUCCUCUGUGUGAAGGAAUUUGCCCAGGACUCUACACAUUUCACUCUGUAGUUGAGUAACUCACAUCUUGCCUUUUUACUCAGUAAGGUAUUGCUUUGCAUAAAGCCAGCUAGGUAUGGGGCCAAUAUUUCAUUCUUGCUCAGCUAUUAGAGUGUGUGGUGAAUACUGGCCACAUUCCUCCAUAUUAAGAAUUCAAGGAAUCACAUCUUAUAUAAUAGAUUUUGUUUGAAUUGUACCAUGUGUUUAAUGGAACAAAAUGCCGUUGGUCUUAAUGGGGAGGGAAACGGAACGAAUCCUGCCACUACCUCUAUGUAUGCAUUUAUAUUUUGUAGACUAAAAACAGGACAAAUGAAAUAAAACUACAAAUAGUUAAUCACA